AUGGUUCUUCAGCAGUAUGAUUAUAUCUUUGCUAUUGGCACGAUAUUUGCAUUCCUCGAUGCCUGGAACAUCGGCGCCAAUGAUUGCGCCAACUCCUGGUCGACGUCUGUUUCGUCGCGUUCGCUAAAGCACUGGCAGGCCAUGAUCCUCGGAUCUAUCCUGGAGUUUGCUGGAGCUGUUGGUGUAGGAAGCAGUGUUGCCGAUACUAUCCGUACCAAGAUCGUCACGAUCGAUGCGUUCGCCGACAACGCCCCCUCCCUCAUGCUUGGAAUGUGUUGCGCUGUGGUUGCCUCCUCUAUAUAUCUUACCAUCUGUACCAAGAUUGGUCUUCCUGUUUCAACAACCCACUCCAUUCUCGGUGGUGUUCUUGGAAUGGGUAUUGCACUUAUCGGUUCUGAUGAUAUUAUCUGGUGGGGAGGUGAUAUUAACUCUGGUGUUGUGCAGGUGUUCCUUGCCUGGGUUAUUGCACCUCUCUUAUCUGGUGUUGCUGGUGCGAUUAUCUUUUUGAUCACCAAGUAUGGUAUCCUACUACGGAAGGAUCCCGCCCUCAAGGCGUUGUACACCAUUCCAUUCUACUUCUUCUUGACUACCGGCCUCCUUACCAUGCUUAUUGUCUGGAAGGGUGGUAGCAGCAGGAUUGACCUUGAAGGGCCUGAGAUAGCUGGAACUGUUAUUGGUGUUGCCGUUGGGAUGGCUCUUAUCUCUGCCGUCUUCCUUUGCCCCUGGAUCUACCGCAGGGUCAUCAGGGGUGACUGGCAACUCAAGCCUUGGGAUCUGAUCUACGGCCCUCUUCUCCUCAGCCGUGGUGAAGUCCCUCCUCGUCCUGCCCAUGUUGACACCGUCCGUAACUUCUAUCGGGGCCACAAGACCCUAGAGGAACUGGAAGCCGAGCGCUCCACUGAUGUCGAACAAAGCCACAGCAACAGCAACAGUGAACCUGACUCUCCUGAUCUCAAGGCAGAGCAUCAGGUCACUGCCAACUCGGAUAGCGAGACAAAAUCCGUGGAUCCUGAUGUCAUUAACGUUUGUGGUCCUCGUCCCGAGGGAGCAUGGUAUAAUCGUGCAGUCCUGUUCUGGAUGCUGAAGAAGGGCUUGUUCCACGGUGUCGAGCAAGACAUUGUUAGCGACCAGAAGGGCGAGAGUAGACUCGCCGGCGAUCUCGAGAAGACCCAUGCCCAUGCUGAACACUAUGAUAACGAAGCGGAGUACAUGUUUUCUUUCCUCCAGAUUUUGACAGCCUGUACUGCUUCUUUCACCCAUGGUGCGAACGAUGUUGCAAAUGCUGUCGGCCCCUACGCUACCAUCUACGCUAUUUGGAGAACCGGUGCCCUUGAAGGCGCUAAGACCGAGGUCCCAAUCUGGAUCCUUGUCUUCGGUGGUGUCUCUAUCGCCAUCGGAAUUUGGACAUACGGCUAUCACAUCAUGCGCAACCUGGGUAACCGUCUUACCCUGCACUCUCCCUCUCGUGGGUUCGCUAUGGAGCUGGGUGCCGCCAUUGCUGUCAUUAUUGCCACCAGGCUGAAGCUCCCCGUCUCCACCACCCAGUGUAUUACUGGUGCUACCGUCGGCGUUGGACUUUGCAACGGCACCUGGCGAACGAUCAACUGGCGAAUGGUGGCCUGGAUCUAUAUGGGUUGGAUCAUCACGCUUCCCGGCGCCGGUAUCAUCGCCGGUUGUCUGACUGGAAUCAUCGUGAACGCGCCUCGCUGGGGUAUGCCUAACUGA
Penicillium verrucosum is the source of this 1725-nucleotide messenger RNA. Its product is annotated as inorganic phosphate transporter. NCBI's taxonomy places the organism in Eukaryota, Fungi, Ascomycota, Eurotiomycetes, Eurotiales, Aspergillaceae. The transcript is spliced from 6 exons. Gene Ontology annotation, cellular component: membrane. The record is from RefSeq and is a predicted model, not a curated record. Bases 1 to 1725 code for a protein of 574 amino acids. Gene Ontology annotation, biological process: phosphate ion transmembrane transport.